This is a messenger RNA of Trypanosoma rangeli, 6333 nucleotides long. Its product is annotated as activating signal cointegrator 1 complex subunit 3. The coding region runs from base 1 to 6333 and encodes 2110 amino acids. Gene Ontology annotation, cellular component: nucleus. Gene Ontology annotation, molecular function: ATP hydrolysis activity; nucleic acid binding; ATP binding. The record is from RefSeq and is a predicted model, not a curated record. The transcript has a single exon. Lineage: Eukaryota; Euglenozoa; Kinetoplastea; Trypanosomatida; Trypanosomatidae.
AUGCCCCGGAGGAAUUUGUGCCAGCAGUGCAGGUCGUACGACGAGGGCGCCGAGGAUCCCCAGGACAAGAAGUGGUAUUGUACAGCCUGCUGGUCGGCCUACAACGGCAGCAACGGCAACGUCGUGGGUAGUGCGGUGAAGGGUCAUAGCUGUGGGGAGAGAGAGAAUAAGCCCCAAAAGGCAGGGGUUCCGCGCCGAAAAGAGUCCACCACCAUGAACAGUUGGGGCCACGAUGCCCAGGGUGCCCUGCAGCGACUGGAGGGUAUGUACGCAAGCUGCUUUCACCAACUGCGCCCCAAAAACUACGCGACAAGCCUUUUGGAGGAUGUUUCGAUGAUCGUGACUGGAACAGAGAAGCAGCAGCGCGCGGGUUCCUUUGUUGGGCAGUUUAUGCAGCGACAGCAAACCAUCACGGUGGUGUCGCACUCUGGUGAGCCCCUUUCACCACGUGGCGAUCAUGUGGGAUGUGUGGGACGCUCCGCAUGCCAGGAGAGCCGCAAGGUUCCACUGGAUAUGCUGCUCUCGAGCGUGGACGAUAUCGUGUCACAGAUAUAUGUUUACUUUGAUGAAAGCAUGACGCAAAUUAUUUUAAAUGCUCUUGACAAGGUUACGGCAUGUGACACAGAGAAGCAACGGGAUACCGUGCGGGUGCGUGUCAUUGACGAACUGCUGCAGACUCUUGGCGACGAGCACUACGAUCUCCUUCAGUGUGUCAUGCACCGACCACGUGACAUCUUCCUUCGCCUCCUGCAGGAAUUCUGUACUCUUGAGGAUGACGAUGGCAGUUUGGACACUGGAAACAGUUCCGCCGCCUGCCCACAACACGCACUAACGGUUCGUUUUGUAAAGACGGCAAAGCAGCGUUCAGAUAUGCGGGAGGUGGUGUUUGCGCGUAAUGGGGAGACAAUGGAUCAGCGUUGGCUGGCACACAUGACACAGCGGUAUCGACAACUCAUGCGAGAAUCGGAGUUGGAUCAGAUUUUUAAACGUGAUCUUAGUGUUAGUGGCUCUUCCGUGACCAGUGGGGCCACUGUGGCGCAGAAAAAGGACCACAUUCGUAUUCACGUCCCUCCACCUGCUCAGAAGGUGAUGCCCAUGACUGAGCGUGUGUGUGUUGCCACUUCCCUACCGGCGUGGACGCACGCUGCCUUUCUCAGCGUCACGCAUCUCAACACCAUUCAGACUAUGCUAUUUCGAACUGCUUUUUACACGUCGCAGAACAUGCUUGUGUGUGCGCCGACGGGUGCGGGCAAGACGAUCUGUGCCCUGCUGGUGAUGUUGCGCUGCGUUCAGGAGCACUUUGUGGAUGGUACUCUGGAUCGUGACUUCAAAAUAAUAUUUGUUGCCCCCAUGAAGGCACUUGCACAGGAGAUGGUAGAAAACUUUUCACGUCGUUUAGCGCCCUUUGCAAUGGUCGUACGGGAGCUCACGGGCGAUAUGCAGCUUACCAAGCGAGAGGUUGCCCAGACGCAGGUCAUAGUGACAACACCAGAGAAGUGGGAUGUCAUUACGCGCAAGCAAAGUAACGAGGGCUUUGUACAGCAGGUUCGUCUGAUUAUUAUUGACGAGAUUCAUUUGCUGAAUGAAGACCGCGGUCCUGUGCUUGAGGCCAUUGUUGCUAGGACCCUGCGUCAGGAUGAACUGCAUGCAGACCAGCAACGACCGACGCGCCUUGUUGGUCUUUCUGCAACGUUACCCAACUACAAGGAUGUAGCCAAAUUUCUGCAAGUUGACCUUGAGGAAGGGCUCAAGGUGUUUGGUCCUGAAUACCGCCCGGUACCACUUGAACAGACAUUUCUAGGGCUGCACACUGGUGUAAAAGACAAGGAGAAUAAGCUAGAUUGGCUUGCGUACACUGAGGUGGUGAGAAAUGUGCGGGAGGGGCACCAAGUAAUGGUGUUUGUGCAUUCGCGGAAACAAACCGUUGGGCUUGCCAAGUACUUUGUUGGGGUGGCAACAAUACACGCCCAGGACAGUUUGUUUAAACCGAGCGGCACCUUGCCGACGGAGGCGGUAAAGCGGGGCGGUAGCCUCCAAGGCCGCGAUCUCACAAGUCUCUUCUCGGCCGGCUUUGGUGUUCACCACGCCGGCCUGAUUCGACACGACCGAACUACAACAGAGGGUUUGUUCCGCGAUGGCUUCAUAAAAGUGCUCGUCUGCACCAGCACUCUUGCAUGGGGCGUGAAUCUGCCAGCACACACCGUUAUCAUUCGCGGGACACGUUUGUAUGACCCAAGUCGUGGGGGUCUUGUUCCCAUCUCCGUCCUUGACGUGAUGCAGAUCUUUGGACGGGCAGGCAGGCCGCAGUACGAUACAAGUGGCCAUGGCAUCAUCGUAUCAGACGAAAAGGACGUAGGGCAUUACCUUCGCCUCCUGGCCAAUGCACUUCCUAUUGAAAGCCAGCUGCAGAAAAAUCUUGCCGACCACCUUAACGCGGAAAUCCACGCCGGGACUAUCUCCUCCAUUGUUGAAGGCUCCAGAUGGUUAGAGUACACAUAUAUGUGGCAGCGGUUGCGGGUGAACCCGCUUAUGUACGGCUUGAAAAUUGCAGAUGUACGCCGCGACCCGAAGAUUAAAACCAUACGGUACGAGCUCGUAAGUAAGGUUGCAGAGGAGCUGGCGAAUGCUGGUAUGAUUCGCUACAAUCAACAGACGGGUGCGGUCGAUACCACAGAUCUAGGACGCAUUGCAAGUCAUUACUAUAUUUCACAUGAAACCAUUGCGACGUUUAACCGAAAGCUGCGGCGACCUGACGAGACAUGGAUUGAUAGUCUUGACAUGGGUGCAGCCAUGGAUACCAUUGCUUCCGCAAGUGAGUUUUCGCAGUUGCGUGUACGACAGGAGGAGCUUGAUGAGUUGCAAAAGAUACACGCCAUGCUGCCCAAGCAGGUGCAGCGCUAUGCGAUUGUUGGGGAAAGCACAGAUGAGACAAGUGUCGAGUGGAAAGUAACGACUCUCAUGAAAGCGUACAUUAGUCGCAUUCAUGUUGAUAUGCAUUCACUGGCCUCGGACAUUAAUUAUGUGAUGCAAAAUGUGCCUCGUAUUUCGAGGGCACUAUUUGAGAUUGAGAUGCAACGCGGCCAUCCGUUAACUACUGCUGUGUUUUUGACCCUUUGCAAGUGUAUGGAGCGGCGCUGCUGGGGAUUUGAACACCCCUUGAAACAGUUCAGCGUGGACUUCACAGACGCCGUCGAGAGGCAUCUCGAGCAGAAGCGACCGAGCAUGAUGCUUCUGCAGGAGAUGACGGCGCGUGAGAUUGGGUUGUUGGUGCACAAUCAACGUAUGGGUGGUGUCAUUGCCGGGUUGGUGGCAUCGUUUCCCGCAGUGAACCUAAGCCUUGAUGCGCAGCCCAUCACACGUACAAUUCUUCGUGUGAAGAUAACCAUCACCCCGACCUUCACCUGGAACAGCCGCCAUCACGGCUCCGUGGAGCAGUUCUGGUUGUUUGUUGAGGACCAGGAUAAUAAUUUUAUCUUUCACCAUGAGGUAGUCUUGCUAAAGCGGAAGGAGGUGGAGAUGGGCGCUCCGGUAAUCGUCGACCUUUCGCUUCCAAUUGUCCCCGAGUACGAGAUGUACUCAGUACGCUUUUACAGUGACCGGUGGCUCGGCAGCCAGGAGGAUUUUACGUUUUCUAUUGGGCAUCUGCACCUGCCGGAUGAUGCACAAGUGACAACGCGGCUUCUUCCUCUCGCGCCUCUCCGUCGUGAAGUGAUACCAGAAGUUUACCAUUCCAUUUACGAAGGGUUCCCACAGUUUAACGCGGUGCAAACACAGGUGUUUCAUGCUAUGUUUCACACGGAUAGCAGUAUUUUCCUUGGGGCUCCGACUGGUAGUGGCAAGACAGUGGCAGCGGAGAUGGCGAUGCUGCGCGUAUUUGAGAAGUGUCCACCCGGGUCGAAGAUUGUGUAUAUUGCACCGCUGAAGGCGCUCGUGAAGGAGCGAGUACGGGACUGGGGCGCACGAUUUGAUCGGCGUCUUGGUCGACGUGUAUUGGAGCUCUCCGGUGACGUAAACCCCGACAUCUCCGCCUUGGUACGGGCGGACAUUUUAUGCACAACCCCUGAGAAGUGGGAUGGUCUCUCGCGUAGUUGGCAGGUGCGCCGCUACGUGACGGCGGUGCGGCUGGUGAUCUUUGAUGAGAUUCAUAUGCUUGGCUCUGACCGUGGCCCCAUUCUUGAGGUGAUUGUCAGCCGCAUGCGCUACAUUGGCUGGCAUCGUAAGGCACCCAUCCGUCUUGUUGGUCUAUCCACCGCCGUGGCCAACCCGGCCGAUCUUAGCUCCUGGCUUGGCGUACAAGAGAAGUGGGCGGUGUUUAACUUUGAUCCUUCGGUACGACCGGUUCCAAUGCGUGUGUACAUCUCUGGCCACCACGGAAGGAAUUACUGCCCUCGCAUGGCGGCGAUGAACAAACCAGCCUAUAAUGCGAUAUGUGAAAAGAGCCCCGACAAGCCUGUGAUUGUGUUUGUCUCCUCGCGGCGACAGACACGACUGACGGCAAUGGCUCUUAUAGGGUUUCUCUUGACGGAGCAAAACACGGCCAAGUUUGUGCGCAUGGACGUGGAGGAAGUAACCGCGCUUACCAACAGGGUCAGCGAUCCCUACGUAAAACACUGCAUGCAGUUUGGUGUUGGCAUUCAUCACGCCGGUCUUCUGGAGGGGGACCGUACUGAGGUGGAAAAUGCAUUUUUGUCUGGAAAAUUGCAGAUUCUAGUGGCGACUUCGACACUCGCGUGGGGCGUCAACUUUCCCGCACACAUGGUCGUAGUGAAGGGCACCGAGUACUACGACGGGAAAACCAAAACCUACGUGGACUAUCCCAUUACCGACGUGCUGCAGAUGAUUGGCCGCGCGGGCCGUCCGCAGUUUGAUAAUGAAGGUGUUGCACAGGUCUUGUGCCACGAGCCCAAAAAGGGUUUCUACCGCAAGUUUCUCUACGAUCCCUUUCCGGUGGAGAGUGCACUGCACCAACAGUUGCAUGUACACAUCAACGCUGAGGUCGUUGCUGGAACCAUUACGUCUCGACAAGAUGCCGUGGACUACUUGACGUGGACGUAUCUCUUUCGUCGAUUAGUGAAGAACCCGUCUUACUACGGCAUGGAGGAUCGCUCGCCGAAGGCGGUCACAAUUUUUAUCUCCACCCUUGUUGCCAACGUCCUGGACGAGCUUGAGGCCUGUGGUUGCAUCACGUCGCAUAAAGACGGGGAUGACGAGGAUGAUAAGGGAAUACAUAUUGCUGACAGUGAUAAUGAAAAGGACCAGGACGCCUUGAUGUGUACUGUCCUUGGCAGGCUAUGCUCCUACUAUUAUCUGUCACACAAGACAGUUCGUUACUUUGACGUCCAUAUUCAUGCCGACAGUACACACGUUGAUAUACUCAAGGCGUUGUGUGAGGCAGAGGAGUUUAAUGAGUUGCCUGUGCGACACAAUGAGGACAAACUCAACCUGGUGCUUAGUCAAUCCUUGCCAUUGCCGAUCAAUCCUAACAAUGCGGAAUCACCCCAUGUAAAGGCGUUUUUGCUUUUUCAGGCGCAUUUUGAGCGGGCCAGUUUACCUAUUUCGGAUUACUACACGGACCUGAAGUCGGCCCUUGACAACGCCGUGCGUGUCGUGCAGGCGAUGGUCGACAUCGCGUCAAACAACGGACACCUGUACGCCGCGCUGCGAUGUAUGUCGUUGCUGCAGUGCAUCGUGCAGGGCCUUUGGUGGCACUCUAACACUCUACUUCAGAUACCACACGUCACGGCAGGGAUGCUACCCACGAUUGCUGCACGUUGUGGUAGCCUUGAGCAUGCGGCACAAGUUGCAAAUAGUUCAUUCGCUGCACUGCAAACCCUACAAGAGGUGCUCCGCGACGACUGUGGUUUGAAUGCAAUGCAGCUUAGUGAGGCGAUGGCGGCCGUAAACGGGUUUCCUCUCAUUGACGUGCGACUACGCCUUUUGCAUCCUCCCGCGCCGAGUUCGAACAAUGAUGGGGAGGGGCACUUGGACGAUGUGUCAGGAAUGGCGGCUGAUGCGGAAUACGCGUUGACAGUGCAUCUCACACGUCUUUCCCUGCAGACCAAACACGUCGUGGCCCCUCACUUUACAAAACCAAAGGACGAGCAGUUUUGGCUUGUGGUGGGGAACGAGAAAACAGGGGAGCUAAUUGCCUUGAAGCGUGUGAAUCGGUUAGUGAAUCGUGUGGAGGCGACUUUGCAUUUUGAGUGGGACGACGACUGGGCCGAGUUCGCAGAGAGCGGUGCGGUGGCGUUAAGCCUCUAUGUCGUGUGUGACUCGUACGUGGGACUCGACCAGCAGUACAACUUCAGCGUGCCAGUGCCUGCUGACGCGUGA